Messenger RNA from Uncinocarpus reesii 1704, 921 nucleotides. RefSeq lists its product as uncharacterized. The record is from RefSeq and is a predicted model, not a curated record. Gene Ontology annotation, molecular function: protein binding. NCBI's taxonomy places the organism in Eukaryota, Fungi, Ascomycota, Eurotiomycetes, Onygenales, Onygenaceae. The transcript is spliced from 2 exons. Bases 1 to 921 code for a protein of 306 amino acids.
AUGGGUCAUCUGGAGAUCGUCAAAUUCCUCGUUGACUUUGGUCAUGACUCGUCCGACCCUGACGUUGCUCGGGUAGGCUUCAACACUUCUCCCGGAAUCAGCCUCAACACCGACUCUUCCACCCCUCUCCUUUUAGCAGCUGCCAACGCUCACGCCAGCUGUGUCGAAUUUCUCUGCAGCUCAUUCCCCCAAACCAUUGGGCGCGCGGAUAAGAACGGCGCCACGCCGUUGAUGCUAGCAGCUCGAGCGUCAAAUCCGAGCAACGCACCCCAAAGCACGAAAAUAGUGCCCCCCAGGCAGCGACCGCGUGCGGCAUCGAAUCCUACGUCUGCGGAGGAUACGACGACUGUGGCUACAUUGCUGGAUUAUGGCGCGGAUGUCACAGCACAUGAUAACGCAGGCAAUACGGCUUUGCAUUAUGCUAGUGCGUGGGGAAAUUUGAAAACAUUCAGGUUGCUGGUGCAGCGGGGUGCGCCGCCGCUGGCCAAAAACAAUGCGGGGAGUGUUCCCGCGGAUUAUGCGCUUACUGGUCAGGCGGCUGUGUAUUGCAGAAGCUUGGUGGCCGAGUAUGCAAGGCAAAAGGGGGAAACCGAGCUCCCUGUGGAGGAAGACCAGGAGAAUCAACAUCAACUUCUGCAGCAACAACUGCAUCAGAACUUGAAACUGAAAGUCAAAGCGAGCGACUUGGGUCAGUUCGCUAAUGACUCCAGAUUAUCGCCCAUUUCUCCAAAUGAAACUAGAUUGAAGGAAUUCGGCGGUCGAGAAACCGGAAGCCCGCGAAAACAACCUCUCAGCGCCGGAGGACUAGGAUUGCGCCUAGUUGACGAUGAUGAUACGGAUCGAGACGACGGUACACCUUCGACCGUCUUUAAAAUGAGCUUCCCGAGACUAGAAACGAAUGGAGAUUACGAGAGCGACUGA